Molecule: messenger RNA, 813 nt
Organism: Drosophila novamexicana
Lineage: Eukaryota; Metazoa; Arthropoda; Insecta; Diptera; Drosophilidae
Gene: Vps20
Product: charged multivesicular body protein 6-A
Exons: 3
Coding region: 10-684 (224 amino acids)
Biological process (GO): late endosome to vacuole transport via multivesicular body sorting pathway; vesicle budding from membrane
Cellular component (GO): multivesicular body; ESCRT III complex
Source: RefSeq, a predicted model, not a curated record
AAGUUAGUCAUGGGUGCAUUGUUUGGGAAAUCUAGCAAAAAGACAGCUCCUAGUCGGAUUACGGACCACGACAAGGCCGUUCUGCAAUUGAAGCAGCAACGGGAUCGUCUGAAACAGUACCAGAAGCGCAUCGAACUGCAGCUCGAAAAUGAUAGACUGCUCGCCAAGAAGUGCCUGCAGCAGGGCAGAAAGGACCGCGCCAAGCUGUUGCUGCGCAAAAAGAAGUAUCAGGAAAGUUUGCUCUCGAACGCCGACAAACAGCUGGACAACUUGGAGAAGUUGGCCGCCGAUUUAGAAUUUGCGCAGGUGGAAAUGAAGGUGCUGGAUGGCUUGAAGCAGGGCAAUGCUGCCUUAAAGAAGGUGCACGACAUGCUCGACAUAAACGAGGUUGAGAAGAUUAUGGACGAAACACGCGAGGGCAUUGAAAAGCAACAGGAGAUUGAUGCCAUACUAACGGAUGUGUUGACCCAACAAGACGAGGACGAUGUGCUCGCCGAGCUCGAUGCGCUGGAGGCUGAAGAGCAGCGAGUACAAUUGCCCGAUGUGCCCAGCGAAGAAUUGCCAGCCACACCAGCUGCAGCAGCAGCGGAUGACCUUGAGGAUGAGGAGGACGAGCAGGAGACAGCUGCAACCAAAACGACCAAAGUAAAGGACAGUGCAAAAAAGGUGCUGGUGGAAGCCUGAAACCAAUGCCAUUUACUUUAUUCAUCGAACUAAGCAUAACCUUUGUAUGUAUGUAAAUCCCAUGUACGUAUGAGUCCUUUGUGAAACACAUAUAUUUUUAUAUAAGAUUAUUUCCAAUCAGACUCGGCA